Dermacentor andersoni is the source of this 1831-nucleotide messenger RNA. Its product is annotated as Na(+)/citrate cotransporter-like. The record is from RefSeq and is a predicted model, not a curated record. Gene Ontology annotation, cellular component: plasma membrane. Gene Ontology annotation, molecular function: succinate transmembrane transporter activity; citrate transmembrane transporter activity. NCBI's taxonomy places the organism in Eukaryota, Metazoa, Arthropoda, Arachnida, Ixodida, Ixodidae. Gene Ontology annotation, biological process: succinate transport; citrate transport; transmembrane transport.
CCCGUCAUCUUCAGAUUGUUGCUAUACGGUGGAGACAAGCGAGAUGCAAGGUUUAAGCCAAGUCUAGAAGUACCGGAGUGACGCGAGAUUGACGCCGUCGGAAGAAACGAAGUCAGUGGCACCUCUCUGUGCGUCACGAGGUUCUUCGCAGCGUUACGGUUGGCGUCGCGGCAACGGUCGCUGGGCUGGCAGGUCGCCCACGACAGGGCCGCCGGCUGCACGUGUCCCCACUGCCGCUUGACUUUAUGACUCCGGCGUCCGCCGACGAGUGGGGCAACCAGGACACGAAGGAGACCCUCGCGCUUCGUCGUCGUGGUCGGCCCGUCUCGUGCCGUCGAUUGUCAUAGACUGCACGGUGGCACGCGCGUCGCUGUUCGCACAUCGCUCCCGCGACCGCCGAGGCGACCAUGAGGGAUGGAAAGAAGAUCGCGCUUCAGGCACUGGCGCUUUGGAGGCAAAUAUUGAUGGUACUCAUUCCCGUCGUUCUACUUCCGUUGCUCUUCUUCGAAGACGCUCAGAAAGCUCGCUGUGCAUAUGUCGUCAGCAUCGUGGGCCUCUAUUGGAUUGUGGAGCCCAUACCUUUGGGAGCCACGUCGCUCAUCCCCAUUGUGCUGUACCCGAUGCUCGGUGUUCUUACCACAGAAAGAACGUGCCAACUUUACAUGAACGACAUCAACCUCAUGUUCCUGGGUACCCUGGUUAUGGCCGUCGCCAUUGAACAUUCGCACUUGCAUCAAAGGAUUGCCCUCAAGACGUUGUGUCUGCUAGGCACCGGCAUCAAGAUGCUGGCUUUCGGCUUGAUGUUCAUCUCCAUGUUCCUCUCCAUCUGGAUUAACAACGUGGCCAUCACCGCCAUGAUGAUGCCCGUCGUAAACUCACUUGCGCACGAGUUGCUUCAAGAGCGGCGUAGGAGCCUCUCGAGAGGAGACAUUGACGUCGAAGGACUAGCCGAAUUGAGAGAACGCGUUGCCAAAGCUGCUGCUGCUGCUGCCAGCAACGGGAGCACCAAGCUCCUGUCACACCAGGAUCGGGACAAAGAGGAGCCCGAUGUGGUUGUACCCAUGAAGGUGCGCAACCGGCAUGCUUUCCUGGACAAGACGACCGAGCACCGAAUACGCGCACUCCUCUACCUCAGCGUUUUGUACGGCGCCAACACGGGCACCAUAGCGACCAUCACGAGCGGCGCUUCGAACAUUGUCUUCAAAUUUGUUAUCGAGGACUUGUACGGAGACCGGGCGCCUGUGGACUAUGCGCUGUGGAUGUUUUUUGCCCUGCCAACCGCACUGAUCGGAACUGGCCUCAUUUUUCUCGCCGUGGUACCCGCAUUCUUUCGAUGCAAGAGGCAAGCUUUUCUUUUUUUUUUGUUAUACCUACACCCGCAUGUCUUAUCCCCGUAGAACAAACGCGAAACGAAAGCGAUAGACAACGUUCUACGGAAGAGUAAUUUGGGUAUUGGGUUUGUGUUGGGCCAUCUCAAUAUAUGUCGUCUACUUUUGAAGGUUAAUACAUUGAUUAAUAGGCUGAUUACAUUUGUUUAGAACUCAAUCAGGCAAAUCGUGGUUAUCAUGUAAUGCUGCACAAUUACGCGCUCGUUCCACCAUAUUCAGGCUCCUAAAUACUGUAUCGUUUACGUAAUUUCUGACCAUUCACCGAUCUUGAUGCUGGCACAUAUACCACGUGCUUUAACCUCAGCAAGCCCAUGCACCAUUCCAUAUCACAGGACAUUAGAGCAGCUUGUUCAGCUUUAAUUCUGGCCAUGGACAGUACAUUCUUGAAAAAGAACUAUAUUUAAAGUGGUAUUAGAGUUAGAAAUAAUUUGUGAUUGUUUUCA